UUAUAGGUUAUAUUUCCUGUUUUGUAGGAGUUUAAAGAACUUUCGCAGAGGCUGGACUGCCUGGAUCUGAAAGGUGAGAAACUGGACUACAAAGCUUCUGAAGCCUUGGAAGAGGUUUUCAAACGUGUCCAGUUUAAGCUGGUGGAUUUGGAGGCAACCAACCUGGAUGAAGAUGGUGCAUCAGCAUUGUUUGAUAUGAUAGAAUAUUAUGAAUCAGCCACACAGCUGAACAUCUCAUUUAACAAACACAUCGGGACGCGAGGGUGGCAGGCUGCAGCUCACAUGAUGAGGAAGACCAGUUGCCUGCAGUACCUGGAUGCAAGGAACACCCCUCUCCUCGACCAUUCCGCGCCCUUUGUUGCUCGUGCUUUAAGAAUCAGCAGCAGCCUGGUGGUACUGCAUCUGGAAAAUGCCAGUUUAUCCGGCCGACCACUCAUGCUCUUGGCAACUGCGUUGAAGAUGAACAUGACACUGCGAGAGCUGUUUUUGGCCGAUAACAAAUUGAAUGGACUGCAGGACUCAGCACAGCUGGGAAACCUCCUAAAAUUCAACUGCACCAUCCAGCUAAUGGACUUGCGCAACAACCAUAUUCUGGACUCAGGUAUACACUGUGCUUCCUUCUCCUGCGCUCAUCUCUCUAAGGUUGACUAUGAUAUUAUAGAUCUUCUUAUUACUAUGUCCUUCAUACAUCUAAAUAAUUAGGUUCCAAUUUUGCAAUGCAGGUGAUUCAAGUUGAUGCAGAGCACUUAAUUCGUUGCCAUGGUUUGUUGUUUUCCUUCUGGCUAAUUGGAUUGAAUUGACAGGGCAUCACUAGCUUCUAUGAGAAUAUUUUAUAAAAUUGUUCAGAUUUAUUCUAGGGAGCUGUGUGUUAUUCUAGGGAGCUGUGUGUUGCCAACAAACCUGACAUUUAUUGUAUAUCCUUGUUAAGUCUUUGCCAAACAUGAAAACUUAAAGUUUCAUUCAUCUAUGGGAUAUAGGGACUUGCUACCCACCCCUAAUUGCCCCUUGAUCUGAGUUCUGAGUAGCUUGCUAGGGCCAUUUCACAGGGCAGCUAACAGUUAACCACACUGCUGUGGGCCUGGAAUCAUCGUCUGCCCUCACCUGGUUUGGCUGACAAUUUCCUUCCCUAAAAGAUAUUGGUGUACCAGAUGGGAUUUUAUUAUAGUCAGUAGUGGUUACAUUGUCAGCACUAGGCUAACUUCCAAUUGCAAUUUUUUAUUGAAUCCAAAAUUUCACAAUUUGCCAUGGAUUUAAACCUAUCUUCCCAGAGCGUUAGUCUAGGAUUCUCGGUUACUAGUCCAGUAACGUUACACUUGCACCACUGCAUCCCCGAAUAGGAGUAGGAAUAGGCCCGUUGGCUCUUUGAACCUAUUCCACCAUUCAGUUUGAUCAUAGCUGAUCAUCUAUCUCACUGCCUUCUUUACACAUGAUCCACCUGUCCCUUGAUUCCUUUGAAAUCCAAAAGUUUGUGAACCUUUGUGCCUUGUGUAUAUUCAAUAAUUGAAUAUCUUUCUAGAGCUCUAGAGAGUAGUGAAUUCCAAACGUUCACAGCAUUCUGAAUGAAGGGAUCUCCUCAUCUCAGUGCUAAAUGUGUUGUCCCCUUAUUCUGCAACUCUGACCCCAUUUUGUAGACCACCCAGCCAGGGGUAAAACAUUUUCUCAGUGUCUACUCUGUCAAGCCCAUUUAAAAUCUUUGUUGCAGUUAGAUCGUCUUAUAUUCCUUACAAUGUUGAAGAAUGUAAUCUUAGUUCUUUUAAUUCCCCCACCCCUGCAGGGCAGUUGGCUCCUCCCAAAACGAUGCCAGUGUUAUAUGCUGCCUGAUCUGUUGUGAUCUCCAGUACUUUUUGUUUUCAGUACUGGUUCCAGCAU
Rhincodon typus (whale shark) is the source of this 1869-nucleotide messenger RNA. RefSeq names its product protein phosphatase 1 regulatory subunit 37-like. Lineage: Eukaryota; Metazoa; Chordata; Chondrichthyes; Orectolobiformes; Rhincodontidae. Bases 196 to 702 code for a protein of 168 amino acids. The transcript has 5 exons. The record is from RefSeq and is a predicted model, not a curated record.